This is a messenger RNA of Parnassius apollo (apollo), 420 nucleotides long. The record is from the annotation of a GenBank genome assembly. Lineage: Eukaryota; Metazoa; Arthropoda; Insecta; Lepidoptera; Papilionidae.
AUGUUACUUAACAACGACGCAUUUAUUUGUGCUAUUUUUUUGGAUGGUAGAAUCAAUGCAACACUGGCUGAACAUCAGCAACUUAACGCAAAAAGAAAACUGUUAGAUUUACAUCUUCAUUUGCAAUAUUUGAACACUGACAAAGAAAAUUUGCCUCCUUCUUCUUCUACGUCUGAUUCACAAACAGAAACAGAUAGUGCUCGAACUUUGUUAGAAGAUUUUCUUAGCACAAAGUAUGUGGAGGCUCAAAGUGAUAUUCAGAACCUUAUAAGACUAGGAACUGAUAACAUGCGCCCACAUGGAUUCAAAAACUUGGAUGACGAAAUUGCUAUGUUUCUUAAGGAACCUCUUCUUAAGUCGACAGAAAACAUAUUAAAUCACUGGGGGUCGAAAAAAAAACACUUAUCCUCGUCUCUAUAA